Schistosoma bovis is the source of this 2861-nucleotide messenger RNA. NCBI's taxonomy places the organism in Eukaryota, Metazoa, Platyhelminthes, Trematoda, Strigeidida, Schistosomatidae. The record is from the annotation of a GenBank genome assembly.
UUUAAUUUUUAUCUGGUAUUUUAAUUAUACUCAAAUGAAUAUGACAAAAAGUCUAUAAAUAUGUCUUAGUAACAAAUCAUAUUCAUCAUUUCAUUCUUCGAUUGUCAAAAAAUCAAUGAAAUGUUCAACUAUAUUCCAUUUACUAAAUUCAGUUUCCAUAUUACAUUUAAUAAUAAACAAAAUUCAAUCCAGGUGAUAUAACAUUGAUUAUAUUCAGAUUAUUGAUUCCUAUAUGUAUAGUAAUCUGAUUGACCAACUUACUAUUCAUUUUGUAUUAUUCGGAUAAAUAUAUUUCAUUUUACCUAAUCAAAACUUCAUAGAUAAACAAAACGAAAAAUAAAAAAUUGUUUUUACACUAAACUAUUCCAUAGUAAAUUUCAUUCAUACAUUUUAGAUCUUUAUACAAAUAAACAAAACGAUAUAGUUUUGAAUAAGCUUAAUAUGACUAUAAAUUAAACAGUUUUGCAGUGUAAUACAUUGUAUUUCAAGUUAUACACCAUAAGAUUUACAAAAAUGCUUUGGACUAUUCUCUUCAAUCGAUUUUGUUACAACAACAACAACAACUACUACUACUACUACUACUUUUACUAUUUCAUUGUUAUCAAUUUGUUUCUUUCUAUUUAUAUUCAUUCAAACACAGAGAUAAACCUACCUGGUGGACGUUUUGAAAUAGAAAUUUAUUACACAAAUCUAGAAUCAACUACAAGUAGUGGAUUUUACUGUGAUUGGCAAUUGCAUCGAUGUGAUGUUUAUAUAAUUGUGGGAUUGUAUGAGUUAGCUGACAAUAACUCAAGGCAAUUAAUCCAUGUGAAAACAGAGACUAUUGCGGACACUGCAAAAUUUCACAUUAAAGUAUCUGAAAAAAUAAAUGAAAGAUUACCUGAAAAAUAUAGAUUAGAUCUUUAUGUCUACGACGAAGAUGCUUUGGGUGAACAUGAUAUAAUUACCAUCGCUACAGGAUUGUAUCAGCCAGAAAAAACCAACGUAUUUCAAACUAUUCCAUUAAAUUACAGUCAUAUAAGUGACUCUUUCAGCCUUAGCUCAUCAAUCAGACUAACGUGUAAUUCAAAUUAUUAUGGGAAUAAAUGUGACAUAUUCUGUUCACCUCAUCCAUGGGCAUACGAUUGUGACAAGAAUGGACGAAAAAUUUGUUUGCAUGGUAGACAUGGUGUCAACUGUGACAUUAUUGACUACUGCCAAAUACAUCCUUGCCCCAAAAAUACACGCUGUAAAAAUUUGCCGAGGGAACAUCGUCGAAAAUGCAUUUGUAAAAACUAUGAAGGUCCCGAAUGUCAUUCAGUUUACUAUUCUUGCGAAAAGUCGCCCUGUAAGAAUGGUGGUCGUUGUACACUACUACGUGAACUGAUAGAGGAUAAUGAUGCUGAAGGGUUCAUACAUACUAAUCAAGGAACCAAUGAUGAUGACGAUGAGACUAUAUGUAUUUGCCCGGACAACUGGAGUGGACCAUUUUGUACGCAACCAGUUAUUGAUUGUAUAUCGGAAAACGAAAAGUACAGGCUUUCAACUAUGCGCUUGACAAAUCGCUUUUGUUUAAACGGUGGAGUUUGUAUAAUUCAUCCUGGUAAUUCGAGUCCACGAUGUUCCUGUCCACCAGAAUGGGAUGGAUAUUUUUGUGAAUUAAAUAAAAAUUGGUCAGCUGGUAGAAUGUUCGGAAUAGCGUUCUCUAUUAUUUUUGUGAUAUUUCUUAUUCUAGUCAUUGGAUUCUUUGUUUGGCUGUGUUAUAUGUCUAGACAUCGAAAUAUUCCACAACAUCCAGCAAUUACAUAUCUAUCAAAUUUCCCGUAUAAUAGUACUAUCAGUGAUAAUGACAGUCAUGAAAAUACACGAGUUUACAUGAAACAUGAAAAGAUAUUUGAUAUUCCAGAAAGUAAUCAUUCCCUUGUUAAAUUGAGUACAUUUGGUGAUAACGCAAAUUCACAGAUGGAUACACGUAAAAUCGAAAAUCUUUACGAAGUCCCUUAUACAACAAACACAGCAAAACAGAAUGAUGGUAAUUUUAACUCUCUAGAUCGAAAUGAAAGUCCAUUUACAACUAUUCAAAGUACUGAUGAAAACAUUUACGUUAAUUAUAACACUUUGAUGUCCAAAGAACUAAGGAUUGGUUUAGAAGACAUUCGAAGGGUUACCGGGAGCUGAUAUAUAAAUCUAUGAAUUUCUAAACUUCAGUGGCAUACAUAAUGCCAAGACUCAAAAAGCUUGUACGUGAUGAGGUUCAAAUAAUUUAGUCAAUUACAUUAUAUUCCAAAUUUUUAAAAGUGAUUCGUAUUUCCCCUCAUUUCAUUUUACCACUUUACAUUGUUCGAUAACUAAUGUAUUCAGUAAUUUAUGUACAAUUUAUACGACCUGAUUAAGAUGUGUAUCAAGAUGUAGAUUUAGUUCAGUCAUUUUUCAUGUAAAAUAUUAUACACAUGUGGUUCGCUGAAUACGUUUUUUAUAAAAUAAGCAUCUAUUUCUAAAACGAUGAGUAGAAGGUUUUCUAUAUCACGUUAUUAAAGGAAUUAGGUUAUACGUCAGAAUAAGUCUAAGAAAAUAUACAAACCCAAACAGGGAUCUAGUACAGUUUUAAUUGGAGUAAUUUAUAAUUGUAAUUCCGUACUAAAAGAGAGUGAAUAAAAUGUUAAAAAAAGAUUUUCCUACAUAAAAACUGAAAAAGACUAUCUUAGAAUAUUGUUAAAUGCAGGUGUACAGUCAAAUAUUUGACAGAAAUCUUGAAAUUGUAUACUUAAUUAGCCAUCUUGUAAUUGUAAAGUCAAUUACUUGCUGUGACGUUUUUAUACAGUAACGAUUCGUUUGUGCAUUAUUCCGUAGCUUAUUUAAAUUCCAAAGACAUUAUCUUUGAC